Messenger RNA from Aspergillus chevalieri, 321 nucleotides. Its product is annotated as CVNH domain-containing protein. The transcript has 2 exons. The record is from RefSeq and is a predicted model, not a curated record. NCBI's taxonomy places the organism in Eukaryota, Fungi, Ascomycota, Eurotiomycetes, Eurotiales, Aspergillaceae. Bases 1 to 321 code for a protein of 106 amino acids.
AUGAGCUUCCACCUUACCGGCCAACAAAUCCGUGUCGAGGACAACCACAUCCUCGUCGCUUCUCUUCAGAACGAGGAUGGCGAGUGGAUCGAUUCUUCUAUCGACCUGGAUCAGUUUGUUGGAAAUGACAACGGUAACUUCCAGUGGGACGGCCAGGGCUUCAGCCAGACCGCGUCGAACGUUCACUUCGCCAUUGAGGGCGAUGCGGAUGUCCCUGUUCUUCGCGGAGACUUGAAGGAUCUCGAGGGCAACUGGAAUUCCCGUGACCUUAACCUCUCCGAGCGGGUUGAGAACGUCAACGGUCAAUUCCAAUUCCAGUAA